CAGAUUGAGUGACGAGCCCGCUACCCCAUCGCCACCAUGAUCGCCACCGGUGGCCUGCUGCGCAUGAACAGGCGGCAGGACUCGCUCCGGUCCAAAAACCGAGCGGAGAACAAGCGGAAGCGGAAAUCCAAGAAGAAGAAGAAGAACGACGUGGUGGUGGUGAAGGGGAAGCUGAAUCUGUGCUCUCCGGCCGGGCUGGUGGCCGCCGUGGGAGUCAUCGUUCUCAUGGUUGGGAUUUCUAUGGCCGUGCUGGGCUACUGGCCGAGCCAGAACCAGCUGGACUACCAGGAGCGCCGCAGAACCGGAGCGUACCACUCCAACCGGCCCAGCUACUCCAGGAGUCCCGCCGUUUCCUCCAACGUGACCCAGGACAGGCCUCCUCCGGGACAGACCCUGUUCAACCAGAGCCAUUCCAACGGCAGCGUCCACGACCCCUCGCCCAACUGCGGCCUCCUCUGUGACUUCCUGGACAAUUACCUGUACUCAGACAAUCUGAAGGUCUUCGGCCCGCUGGUGAUGGGGAUCGGCAUCUUUCUCUUCAUCUGCGCCAACGCCGUCCUCCACGAAAACCGAGACAAGAAGACGAAAAUCAUCAACCUCAGAGACAUUUACUCGACGGUGAUCGAUCUGCACAGCGUCCGGUCGAAGGAGUACUCUCCUCUCAACGGUCUGGUGAACUACACUCAGUCCCGGAGCGCCGAGGGCCCGUCGGGCUCCUUUCCCGCCAGCGGGAUGCUGACUCGCGGCUCCUGGCCGUCCACCGGACUCGGCCCCCAGCGCGAGUCGGAGGGCGACGAGGCCCAGAGGCGCUCGUCGCUGGCCGGCCGGCCCCGCAGCUGGUCCAGAGACGUCCAGACCUUCACAGACACUGUCUACAGCAUCUACAAAGACUACAGCAAUAGCAGCGAGCAGGCGCCGCUGCCCCGCCAGUGGGAGACCACCUCCAUCGUCACCUCCUCCGUCAAUGCCUUCACCCUCCCCGUCAUCAAACUCAACAACUGUGAGGUGGGCGAGCCGGAGCGGGCGGAGGCGGCGGGGCGCUCCGCCGAAGAGGUGGUCAUUGAGGCCGCGGCCGAAAACGUCGGCGAGGAGGGACGCGUGGACGAGACGGACGGAAAGCAGAAGGAAGCUGCGACGACGGAGUCGCCGCUGCCUCAUCAGAGCCACGAGGACGUCUCCACGGACGGCGGGGACCAGCCGGGGACGGCGCCGGCUCAGGCGGCGCUCCAGUGGACGCAGCUGUUUCCCCCGUCGCCCGUUGCCAGGGCGAUGGGGUCACGGCUGUCGCUCAACUCGCUGACGGAUCAGCCCAGGUCCGCGCGGCGCUGCAGCCUGUCUGUGUCUGCGUGUCGCCAAGGCGACAGAGCCAGGCGCUUCAGCUGCCCCCGUCUGGAGCGCUCCAACAGCAAGGGCUACAUCAAACUGACGGAUCUCGGGGGCGAGUCCUUCGAAGCGCCCGACACGGACACGUCUGUGGUGGCCACCGAUCAGGACGUAGCGACAGAGGCGGCGGCGGCGGCUCAGGGAGAGGAUGAUCUGGUGACACCCAGCACCUUGGCAGAAUCCUAG
Messenger RNA from Salarias fasciatus (jewelled blenny), 1569 nucleotides. It is a transcript of the gene tmem200cb, whose product is annotated as transmembrane protein 200C, genome duplicate b. The transcript has a single exon. NCBI's taxonomy places the organism in Eukaryota, Metazoa, Chordata, Actinopteri, Blenniiformes, Blenniidae. Bases 37 to 1569 code for a protein of 510 amino acids. The record is from RefSeq and is a predicted model, not a curated record.